Strongyloides ratti is the source of this 1995-nucleotide messenger RNA. Its product is annotated as Peroxisomal acyl-coenzyme A oxidase 2. Gene Ontology annotation, cellular component: peroxisome. The record is from RefSeq and is a predicted model, not a curated record. Gene Ontology annotation, biological process: lipid homeostasis; fatty acid beta-oxidation using acyl-CoA oxidase. The transcript has 2 exons. The coding region runs from base 1 to 1995 and encodes 664 amino acids. Gene Ontology annotation, molecular function: acyl-CoA oxidase activity; fatty acid binding; FAD binding. Lineage: Eukaryota; Metazoa; Nematoda; Chromadorea; Rhabditida; Strongyloididae.
AUGGCCAAUUAUUAUAUUCAAUCAAAUGAUAAUUUUGAAUUGAUAGAGGAAAGAAAAAAAUGUUCUUUUGAUACUCAAACUUUGGCUACCCUAUACUAUGGUGGUGUUGAUAAAUUAAAAAAAAAAAGAGAUUUUGAAAAGUUUAUUGAAAAUUUACCUGAGUUUCAAAAUGAAAAACCUAUUAUUUUUAUGAGUAGACUGGAAAGAUUUGAAGUUAACUCUAAAAAAUGUGUUGCAUUUCUUGAACAUUUUUUUAAUGAAGUCGAAACCUCCAAUCCUAAUGAAGCUGCAAUGUUUUAUGAAAAAUUUUUUUCAUAUGAAGGAUCACCAUUGUCACUACAUUUUUUUGUUUUUUUACCAAAUAUUCUUAAUUCAAUGGAAGGAAAACAACAAGAGUAUUGGUUAAAUCUUGUUAUGCAAAAAAAAAUUAUUGGAACAUAUGCUCAAACUGAAAUGGGGCAUGGGACUAAUCUAAGAAAACUAGAAACAACAGCCACUUAUGAUAAAGAGAGUGAUACAUUUAUAAUUAAUAGUCCAACGACAACAUCAACUAAAUGGUGGCCAGGAAAUUUGGGAAAAACUUGUAAUGUUACGAUUGUUGUUGCACAAUUGUAUAUUGAUGGUAAAUGUUAUGGACCACACUCUUUUAUGGUACAAAUAAGAGAUUUUAAUACUCAUAUGCCUUUACCAGGGAUAACAGUUGGUGAUAUUGGACCCAAAUUUGCUUUUUCAAGUAUUGAUAAUGGAUUUAUAAGAUUUAAUAAUGUUAAAAUUCCCCGAAAAUUUAUGUUUAUGAAGUAUGCUCAAGUUGAAAAAGGUGGUAAAUACAUUAAACCAAUUCAUGAAAAAGCAGCAUAUGGAUCAAUGGUAUUUGUGAGAUCAGUAAUGAUACAUCAACAGGCACAAUACUUAGCUAUGGCAUGUACCAUAGCUAUAAGAUAUAGUUGUAUUAGAAGACAAGGAGAAUUAGAUGAUAAAACUAAAGAAGUUAAAGUUUUAGACUAUCAGACACAACAAUAUAGACUAUUUCCUCAGUUAGCCAAAACUUGGGCAUUUAUAUGUGGUGGAAAAUAUAUUCUUGAUUUAUAUAAUAAAGUAAACCAAGAAAUGUCAUCUGGAAAUACUGAUCUUUUACCUCAACUUCAUUGUCUUACAUCAGGUCUUAAAGCUGUUAUUUCUUAUCAGGUUGGUUUAGGAAUUGAACAAUGUCGAAUGAGUUGUGGAGGUCAUGGAUAUUCUCAUGCAAGUGGUCUUCCAAAUAUUUAUGCUACACAAAUUGGUGGAUGUACAUAUGAAGGUGAAAAUAUGGUUAUGCUUCAACAAUGUGCAAGAUAUAUUAUGAAAAUUAUUGACACCACUGAGAAUAAUGAAAGUACAUUAAAAAAUAAUAAAUUAUUUGGAUAUUUUUUUAAAAAUUAUAAUAAUCAAAAACAUAAUAAUAUUCAAAAUAUUUUUGAAAAAAUAUCUUACUACACAGCAAUAGAAGUAAAAAAUAGAUUAAAUAAAUUAAAGGAAUCUGGUAUUAAACAUGAAAUAGCAUGGAAUGAAUGUGCUGUUGAUCUUUGUCAAGCAGCUAAAGCUCAUAUUAGAGUUUUUUUAUGUUUUGUUUAUAAUGAAUUUAUCAAAAAAAUUGAUGAUCUUCAUAUAAAAAAUACAUUAAAUUUAUUGAAAGAAUUAUGGGAGACAUAUGAAUUAAAUCAAAUUUCUGCUGCUGCUUUGAAAUACAAUUUAAUUUCAGGUGAAAAACUUGAUGAAAUCAAAAUUGAAAUGUAUAACAUUUUGAAGAAGAUUAGACCUCAUGCUGUUUCUAUUGUCGAUUCAUUUGACUUUUCUGAUCGUGAUUUAAUUUCUGUUUUGGGAAGACGCGAUGGAAAUGUCUAUGAAAAUUUAUUAAAAUGGGCUCAAGAAAGUGAGUUAAACCAAUAUGAAGUUUUACCAUCUCACACAAAAUACUUGUUACCUAUGACCAAUGAUAAUAAAAAGAGCAAACUUUAG